CUUUCCCCAUUGACUCUGGACCCUGAUACUGCACAUCCCUACCUCAUCCUGUCUGAUGACGGGAAACAAGUGAGACGUGGAGACACAGGCCAGGGUCUAACUGACAACCCAAAGAGGUUUGAUUAUGAAUCCUAUGUCCUGGGUAAGGAGGGCUUCUCAGGGAGUUUCUAUUAUGAGGUUCAGGUGAAGGGGAAGAACAGAUGGACUUUGGGGGUGGCCAGAGAGUCAGUCAACAGGAAGGGGGAGAUUAUAGAGAGACCUGAGUUUGGGUUCUGGACUGUGGGACUGAGACAUGGGUUUCAUAAGGCUCUCACUUAUCCCACUCUCCCCCUCUCCCUGAGAGAGAAGCCCCAGAAGGUGGGGGUUUAUGUGGAUUAUGAGGUGGGACAGGUCUCCUUCUUCAAUGUGGAAGCCAGGUGUCACAUCUACUCUUUUACUGGUCAAACCUUCACUGAGAAUCUCUAUCCAGUCUUUAGCCCUGGUGUCAGUUAUGAUUCUUUAAACUCAGCUCCAUUGGUAAUUUGUCCUGUAAAUCCCCACACCCAGGUCUGUGGACAGCCAGAGGUCUAUGAGGAAAUACCUGUCAGUCCUGAAUAA
Esox lucius (northern pike) is the source of this 597-nucleotide messenger RNA. Its product is annotated as E3 ubiquitin-protein ligase TRIM39-like. Gene Ontology annotation, molecular function: protein binding. The annotation marks the transcript as partial. The record is from RefSeq and is a predicted model, not a curated record. The transcript has 2 exons. NCBI's taxonomy places the organism in Eukaryota, Metazoa, Chordata, Actinopteri, Esociformes, Esocidae.